Molecule: messenger RNA, 879 nt
Organism: Clonostachys byssicola
Lineage: Eukaryota; Fungi; Ascomycota; Sordariomycetes; Hypocreales; Bionectriaceae
Source: the annotation of a GenBank genome assembly
AUGUCAUUCUUCACCACCCCAUCUAGCGACAGAAAGGAAGACCCUUCUUCCAACCUCACGGUCGACCAGGAUAUGGGCCGAUUGUCCACUUCAUCAAGAGAAUCCGACGUCCCGCCUGCCUACAACGAUGCUUUCGGCGGCUCGUCACCAUAUAGCUUUGCCACCACAGGCCAGCUCCAAAUCCAAGCUGUUGGCUUUGACUACAACUCAGCCCUCAUCGGAUCUAAAAUGGAGACAAUCUCAGUCGAUCGCGUAGAGACCGGGCAGCCAGAGUACACAUCCAUCCGACUCAAGAAAAGCUCAAACUCUUGCGCCCUCGUCAGCGCUUCAGACCGAACCCAAACCCCUUUAAUUUCAACCAUCUAUCGAUGGGGACCGGGUAGACACCCUAGGAUGCGGAUCUUCCCAGCCGACACUACUGUUUCUGUCGAGGAUGCCAUCAACGCGGACAAUGUCCAGUGUGAGCUGAUUGACGUCAAGAGCCGCUCCAUGCUCUCCCGCGCACAGAAGUUCGACACAUCUUUCGGCUCCUUCGAGUGGCGGUACGGCAGCCGCGGUGAGCGCAAAGAGGACCACGACGCAUCAUCGCUUUUGAUCCUCGAGAGGACUGACUCCGUCGCAUCGACGGCCGGUUCCAAGGUUGGGAAGAGGGGCGUUCGCGUCGCUCAGCUGGUGCGCAGUGACGAGUUCCGCACCCCUGGUACAACCCGGUACAUGGGCGGCAAUGGCGGCAGGCUGAUGAUGGAUCUGAGCUUGUGGACGGACGACAAAAAGGCCACCGCCAAGGAUGUCGAGGCGUUUGUCGUGGCGAGCUGCAUAUGCAUGCUUAAGAGAGAAGCAGACCGAUUUAGAGACAAUACGAUUGCGGCUGUGGUAUAG